ACGAAGCAGUGGACAAGAAGAAUCGUUCAGCGGCGUUAAUUGUGGUAUUGCUCGAUGAAAAGACACACGCGAUAUCGCGCUGUAAUCACAGCCAAGUCAGUCAGUCAGCCGGCUAGUCAAGAAUUUCUACCAUCUUCAGUCGACGAUCAGAACUGGGCCAGUGCACGGAAGUCCAAAGUUUAAUCCACACCGGCAACGAGCUUAGCUGCCAUUAGCGAUCCGUGUUCGCUGAAAAUGAUUAGUUCAACCUAAUUCAAAAUCAAGUGAUCUGCAAAUUACUCCAAAAGUUGCCAAAAUGAGUGAAAAAAGUGGUUACCAUCCGGUGAAAGAGCCUAAAGUACUGGCUCGUACGGUGUUGUGGUAUUUGGUAUUUGUGGGCUUUGCUGUCAAUUACAUGAUCAGAAUCAACAUGAAUAUCACAAUCGUUACUAUGGUGAAACCAUCCAAGGGUAAAUUGAUCGUCAUGGACCCGGCACGUGCAGCAUUGAAUUCGUCACCGGUUGAAGAUCAGCAUGAGCCGGUAGUUUAUGCGUGCUUUGUGCCCACCAACGACUCGAAUUCGCCGGAGCAUGGGAAAUCUGGAGCGAUAUCCUUGAGGAGCGAACCCAAAAUUGCAUCUCCAGAGAAGCUUCUGCUGAAUGCCCUUAAGCUGGACACCAAACCGGAAGGCUUCGAGUGGGACGAGUACGAACAGGGACUCAUUCUGGGCGCCUUUUUCUGGCUGCACUGGCUAACCCAGAUACCGGGUGGAGUUCUGGCCCGCAAAUACGGUACCAAGAUGGUAUUCGGGGUGGCAAAUGCCGUCGGUAGCUGGCUGUGCUUCCUGAUGCCGCUGACAGCGUAUUGGGACUAUCGAAUUCUGAUCUUUUUACGGGUGCUGCAGGGAUUUAUUUGUGGAGUCUCUUGGCCUGCAAUGCAUCACAUGGCCGGACAAUGGAUCCCUCCGAACGAACGUAGCAAAUUUGUUACAGCCUAUCUAGGUAGUUCCAUUGGCGUAGCACUAAACUUUCCUCUGUUUGGAUACAUCAUAUCCUGGACCUCGUGGGAAUAUGUGUUCCAUUUUUGUGGACUAUUCGGAACGGUUUGGUUCCUCGCGUGGGUUUACUACGUCUUUGAUACGCCAGCCGAACACCCCCGGAUACAUCCCAAAGAGCGAGAAUACAUUGAAAAUUCCCUCGGAAUUACGGAAAAAUCUAAACAAGAGGAACACCAGCAGCCAACCCCUUGGAUGGCGAUGAUCCUCUCGAAACCAGUCUGGAUGACGAUCAUAGCUCAAUGGGCCGGAAUUUGGGGUCUCUUCACGCUGAUGACGCAAGCUCCAACCUACUUCAACUACAUCCACGGGUGGAACAUUGAAAUGACAGGAAUUCUCUCCGGAAUUCCCCACCUCUGCCGGAUGGUCUUUGCCUACGUUUUCUCCAUAGUUGGUGACCAUCUGCUGGCCAAGAACCUUAUGACUCGGACAAAUGUCCGAAAGAUGGGAGGCGCUUUCUGUUGUCUGCUUAACGGUAUUUUCAUCCUUGGUCUAGCCUAUAGCGGAUGUAACUCCAUGGCCGCCAUUCUAUUCCUGACGCUGGCCACGAUGGUUCAUGGAGCAGUCUCGACGGGACCGCUGGCCAACAUCAUCGAUAUGAGUCCAAAGUUUGCCGGGAUCGUACUCGGAGUCAGUGGUAUGAUCACCGUUGUUCCGGGCUUCGUGUCACCAAUUAUCGUCGGAAUACUUACCCUGGGAAAUCAAACAGUCAAACAAUGGGAAUACGUUUUCCUCUUAACGGCGGGAAUGCUCCUGGUGUGUGGUACCUUGUACAUCUUCUUUGCGGAUUCGACGCUGCAACCAUGGGAUUCGGAGGAAAAAAAUGGUGAAGCAAAAGUCCAUGAACUGAUCGGUCUGAAGGUAGACAUUGAUAAACUGGAGAAGGAAGAGGAGAAGGAAGGGAGUGACGAGCUAGAAAAAUCGAAUUUCACGACAACAGUGACAUCACAACAAGUCGAAGAACCGCAGCAGGAAAACCGGAACGAAACAAGCUAGUGCAGUAUUAUGUAGGAUGUUUAAAUUUCUAAAUUUUAAAACUGUUGGAAAUUUUCAAUUAAAAGGGUUAUAAAAUUUUUGGCAUUUGUUGUUAAAUUUUAUCCAUAUAUUUUGGGCUUUGCAAAAUUUUAUGGGUGGUUUUUUGCCGAAAGAUUUAAAAAAAUCCUUUGCGUAUUGUAGAAGAGUAAACAUUCUAUAGUGAUUCAGUUCAUUUAUCUACAUGUAAUAGAUCGCCCUUGAAAUACAGAUCGAUGGUAAAAUCUAUUGAUCUGCAUUUGCAGAUAAUUCAGAUCUCAUAAUUGGGAACAAUUUUAUUCAGAUAUCUUUGAUCAAAAAUCGGACAAAAAAUUCCAGAAAAAAGAAUACAAUUUUAAUGUACAUCUAGAAAUGCAAAAAAAAAAAACAAAAAUCAGAAAACAGAAAUAAAGUAAUUGAAUAAUGAGAAACGGGAUCAAAAGUCAGAAAUUAGAAAUCAGAAAUCUAAAAUCAGAUUCCAAAAAUAAAAAAAAAACAGAAUUCAGAAAAUAGAAAACGGGAUCAUAAGUAAAAAAUAGAAAUUACUAACCAAACAUCAGAAGUUUGAAAAAUGAAAUCAAAACUUAGAAAUCAAAAUCACAAAUAAAAAAUUAAGCAUAAU
Messenger RNA from Uranotaenia lowii, 2666 nucleotides. RefSeq names its product sialin (gene NaPi-T). Bases 296 to 2029 code for a protein of 577 amino acids. Gene Ontology annotation, cellular component: plasma membrane. The record is from RefSeq and is a predicted model, not a curated record. Gene Ontology annotation, biological process: monoatomic anion transport; transmembrane transport. The transcript is spliced from 6 exons. NCBI's taxonomy places the organism in Eukaryota, Metazoa, Arthropoda, Insecta, Diptera, Culicidae. Gene Ontology annotation, molecular function: transmembrane transporter activity.